Molecule: messenger RNA, 1512 nt
Organism: Penicillium mononematosum
Lineage: Eukaryota; Fungi; Ascomycota; Eurotiomycetes; Eurotiales; Aspergillaceae
Product: dihydroorotate dehydrogenase 2
Exons: 4
Coding region: 1-1512 (503 amino acids)
Biological process (GO): 'de novo' pyrimidine nucleobase biosynthetic process; pyrimidine ribonucleotide biosynthetic process
Cellular component (GO): cytoplasm; mitochondrial inner membrane
Molecular function (GO): dihydroorotate dehydrogenase activity
Source: RefSeq, a predicted model, not a curated record
AUGGCUUGUAACUCUGCGACAAUGGCCUGGAGAGCCAGCGUUCGGGCUCGUGCCCUUCCUAGCUGCCGUUUGACUCAACGACCGUCGACAUUGCUCCGGACCCAGCGCUACCCCGGUGCUUCGCGUUAUGCUUCGGACUCGGCUGCACCUGCACCCGCCGAGGCAGCCAAGGAGACAGUGAAGGAUGCUACAAAGGAGACCGCCAAGGAGAUCCCCCGCAAAGCGGGCCGUGGCUCUAAGAAAGCCUUGUACAGUGCCUCAUUGGCCUUGACUCUGCUAGUGGGCUACAUCUAUGGAACCGACACCAGAGCCAGUAUCCACAGAUACGGCAUUGUGCCCUUGAUCCGCCUUCUGUGGCCCGACGCGGAGGAUGCGCACCACAUCGGCGUGGAUAACCUGAAGAUGCUCUACCAGUAUGGUCUUCACCCGCGCGAGCGAGGCGAGCCUGAUCGUGACGGUGCCCUGGCAACGGAGCCAACCACUGACGAGAUCCGACAGGUCUUUGGAUACACCCUCUCCAACCCCAUCGGUAUCUCCGCCGGUCUGGACAAGCACGCCGACAUCCCCGAUGCACUGUUCGACCUCGGCCCCGCCAUCGUGGAGGUAGGCGGCACCACGCCUCUGCCACAGGAAGGCAACCCGAAGCCACGAGUCUUCCGACUGCCCUCUCAACACGCCAUGAUCAACCGCUACGGUCUCAACUCCAAGGGCGCCGACCACAUGGCCAAGGUGCUGAAGCAGCGCGUAGCUGACUUCGCCUACGCCGCCGGAUUCGGCGUGCACGAGGAAUCCGAGCAGCGCGUCUUGGACGGCGAAGCCAAUGUCCCGCCCGGAAGUCUGGUCCCGGGCAAGCUUCUCGCCGUGCAAGUUGCCAAGAACAAGCUCACACCCGACGGAGACAUCGAAGCCAUCAAGCGCGACUACGUCUACUGCGUUGACCGAGUAGCGCGGUACGCCGAUAUCCUCGUCGUGAACCCGCCGCUCUCCCUCACAGCAAUCCUGACGGCGGUCGUCGCCUCGGCCAAGAACGUCGAGCGCAAGACCAAGCCCUACGUCAUGGUCAAGGUAAGCCCGGAUGAGGACUCCAACGAGCAGAUCUCCGGCAUCUGCGAGGCUGUCUGGAACUCCGGCGUCGACGGCGUCAUCGUCGGCAACACUACCAACCGUCGACCCGACCCCGUGCCUAAGGGCUUUAAGACCCUGAAAGAAACCGGCGGUUACUCCGGCCCCCAGCUGUUCGACCGCUCCGUUGCGCUCGUCGCCCGUUACCGCGCCCUGCUUGACCAGGGACCCCCUUCUGCGGCCGACUCGGAUAAGUCUGUCGAGAAGGUGUCUGAGCUUCCGCGUAAGGUUAUCUUCGCUUCUGGCGGCAUCACUACCGGUAAGGAGGCGCGUGAGGCUCUCAAGGCCGGUGCUUCGGUUGCUAUGAUGUAUACUGGUGUUGUCUACGGUGGUGUCGGCACUGUCACGCGUGUCAAGCAGGAGCUGCGCGAGGAGCUGCAGAAGAAAUAA